CACUGAGCAAAGCCAAAACAUCCUUCUCAUGCUCGAUUGGUUCUACUAGUUGAGUAAUCAGUCAAUCCAACCGACCUAAAGCAGCACACGGUCACGAAGGUUUCACAACGAAAGCGAGUCCCGUCUACGCAUUCCUGGUGCAAGUACGCAAAGUACGCCGGGAGCCAGGGUGAGCCAUCAUCGGUGCUUCCGGCGCUGCCGGCGAUCUCUGACUGUGUCUCUGGGAGGAAAGUACCGACAUCCCAACCGAGCAAUAAAAUGACCGGUUCAGUCGCUUCCUCUUUGGCUACUGGCCGGCUGUUGAGAAGCGAUAGGCGUAAAAGUCAACAUGCUCAGUUACACGAGGAAAUUUUCCAUCAGCUUCCAGAUCACAUCCCUGUGAAACGAAAACGGCCUUCCGCUGAUGACCCUACCUUCGAACAAGAUGGAGGACAGUCAAGCAAAAGCAAGACGCCGAACGACAGGAAGAAGCUUACCCCUGCCCAGAAAUCGAAUAACGCUCGGGUACGCAAGGAAGCCCGGCACCUCAAGAAAAUACAGGAGAAGGAGACGAGUAUGGCUUGGAAAGAUGGCCAAGCCAUUCAUUUAUUCGAUCUGCCGCCUGAAAUUCUCGAGAUGAUAUUCUCCCUCGAACAAGACUUAUCUGUCAAGGACUAUAUGUGCCUGUCUGGAACCUGUUGGUACUUGAGGUAUCCCUUCCUCGACGACCAAUUGUGGCGGAGUAUCUACAAGGCCAAGUAUCCAUAUGAGGCCAUUGCGGACAGGGAACCGAUCACCGCCACAUGGCUAACAGAGUCAUCAGGCCAGAGAGACGACGGGUACACCACUUUUCCCUUCGAGAGACGGUAUCGCGGAACGAUCAGGAAAAGCGAGGCGUGUCAUUUUGAUCUGGCGAUCCGAGAGCAAGCACAAACCAGAGUGUUGAGAUUAAUCGGACAUGGGCAAGAAAAGCCAGCGAUCGAAUCUGAAGCAAUCCGAACUCAAGCCCUUCUGAACGAUUACAACAAAUUCUCUCAGCGUCAACUUUAUAGUCGAGGGGAGCUUAGUCCCUCUUAUUACAAGAACUUGAAGCCUACCAAUAGGUCUCAGUGGGAGGAGGUUUUGACUUGGUUCGCAUCUCGACUACCACUGAGUCGCACCGAAGCUGCGAUCUUUGGGAUUACCGGAACGGAUCUUCCUCUCAAGACAAGAAUAUGGAAGUACGGCCCAUGGCAAACCUUCUGUCUGCGAUCGGUCAAUUUCCCCUGUUACUCGAAAGCGGAGGCAAUCAGAUACUUCUGGUUAAGCCCGGAGGAUUUGGAAACGAUCACAGACAUGAAUCUGAAGCUCCAGUCUUUGCCAACCGAUGGAGUGUCAAAUGUAGUACAGUCAACAAAGAAAGCGGCCACCCAGAUGUACUUGAAAGCAGACAUCCGAGCUCUUUACGACAACCGUAUGCCUGCAAUCAUCGAGAGUCGCAAGGCCCUUCGGCGCACCGCCAUGGGAUUGCAAGAUCACAUAAACGCUAUCACGGAGAAAACGCAAUCGUGUACUGAAUGCUGGUCGCGACAUACGAAAAAGUCACCCCGCAGCCACAUCUGGUGGUUUGACUUUCCUGAACACACGCCGGAGGAUACCCGUAUAUUGCGAAGACGUCUCCGAAAAUUAGGAUGGACUUAACACCUCCAAACGAGCCGGCUAUGACGACUGUCGCCGAGAGAUCUGUAGCCACCGCUUUUGGAGUUGGCAUAUCGAGAGCAGUGAAGAAUGUACCAUAACAUAUGAAGCGAUGUGACCUUGCAGCGUCACAACCAGCAUUGCAGAUUGGCUUCCAUGUAAAACAAGUAAUAUGUCUCGGUGGAAAUACUGGAGCGAAGUUAGUAGUCACUUCCCCUCGAUACAACCUCCUUACAAGUCGGCCUGAGCAAGAUGGUAUGUUCAAAUUGAGCUGUCAUGCACCUGAUCAUACAAGCAGUGUCAGCGUAUAUCUAAGCCGUUCAC
Molecule: messenger RNA, 1980 nt
Organism: Filobasidium floriforme
Lineage: Eukaryota; Fungi; Basidiomycota; Tremellomycetes; Filobasidiales; Filobasidiaceae
Exons: 10
Coding region: 259-1659 (466 amino acids)
Molecular function (GO): protein binding
Source: RefSeq, a predicted model, not a curated record